AUUGAGCUGGCCUUAAACAGGAUCAAAUAUUAAUGAACUUUUCUGUAACUGUCCAGCUGCAGUUUGUGGCAUUCUAAUAUAAUGAAUGUCUGAUUGUUUUAUAAAGUUAUUUAUUUAAACAUCUUUUUCUAGUAAUUAUAUAUGCCUUUUUUUAAGCUGUAGAUUUGUACAAAAAUACACUAAAAUGAUGCAGAAGUUAAAGACAGUUGUGAAAUCAUGCUGUGAAGUAAAGGUGUUUUCAGGUAAGUGACUGUUUGUUUUUUAUCAAUUUACACAACACAAUGUGAGCAAAUAAGCAAUUGACAACUAUAAUACUCGCAUUUGUCCAGUGUUUAUUUAGGUUGAAAUGUACAGAAUUAUCUGUCAUCAGAAGACAUCAAAACUAACUUAACUUUGGUGUAAUGCUUUUACUGGGACACCUGAUGGAGCCAAACGUGCAUCACAGCGCUUUACAAUGUGUUUCUCAUCACGUAUUAAGUAUUCAUAAAAAUUUAAUUCCCAAUUUAAACAGUUUCAUUUGAGACACGUGUAUUAUAUUAUUAGAAGCAGUUCAUGUUUGCCCAGAUCUUUUAAAUACACUUUAUAUUACCAUUUACACAGACAUCUACUUUUGUGGAUAAUUUAUCCACAAUAAUCUGCCUGAGUCGUCAUCUAAGGCUAAAAUAUUUUGACCAAGAGUUAAGACUUUAAACAGAAAAAAAUGUUUAUUUGAAUUUGAUUUUUUUUUGUGCCAAUGUCACACUAAAUAUUUAAAUGCUAAAUGAUAAUCUAUUUGAGUGAGUAAAUAUUAAAUGUAGUAAUUGUAGUUUUUUUUGAAGGGAAAAAUAAAACAUGUAUUUUCUAAGAAAGUUAAUAAAAAGCAGACCAGGGAUAACAUGUGGCCAAUUAUCACCAGGUGAAGAAUAAUGGAUGAGCUGAAAAAACAGAUGAGAUGGAAACAACACAGAUGAUGGAAGGAACAAGACUAACGACAAGACGACAUGUCUCUGAGACGACAGACAGAGCUGCAGCAACGAAGGGGAAACCAAGUCCAGAGAUGUUCCUCUCUGUCCUUUUGUUGUUUGUCCCGAUCCCAGACCUUCACCUUCUCCUACAGCUGUCAGCAUCCAUAUUUGCAUCCCAGGGAGUGGCUGCUGACACCAAAAACACCUCAACCGGGGGCAAAAACAGAAAGUUGCUCUCCCUUUUUCAAAAUUCAGCACAUUAAGUAGCCAAACAUGGAGAGUGAAGGUCACCACUCACACAUCUAGUGCCUGAUCCUCGAGGCCUCAUCUUCGUCAGGUCCAGACCCGGUCUCCCUGCCACUGUAGUAUGAACAUGCUCAAGUCCAGUGGACUGAAAAUCCCAGGCCGAGGGGCCAAGCAUUCCAGCCCAGUGGGAAGGACCUCAGUGGGCGGAACGUCCAGCCCCGUCAUCCCUAAAGACAACACCCCGCUGAAGCCGACCACACCAACUAAGAUCUCUGAAGAGGGUGAUGACGUCCUGGGCGACUACACUCUGGGUGAACAGGUCUGGGUCAACGGCGUCAAACUUGGAGUGGUAGCCUACUUGGGGGAGACCCAGUUUGCCCCGGGACAGUGGGCAGGCGUGAUCCUGAAUGACCUAGUUGGCAAAAAUGAUGGUUCAGUGGGCGGCGUGCGCUACUUUGAGUGCCAGCCGCUGCAGGGAAUCUUCACCCGGCCCUCCAAGCUCACACGGCAGCCUGUGGGCGAGGGCAGCGACAGCCACUCCACCGACUCCGUCUCGGCUCAAACUCAGACAGGAGGCAACGGCGCCCCUCCUGGUCAGAGGGUGGUAGUGCCACUCAGAGAGGGUCUGCUCAACAGCGCAGUAAAAACAGGAAAUGAGUCGGGAUCCAACAUGUCUGAUAGUGGCUCCGUGAAGAAAGCCGGAGAUAAGGAUUUACGAGUUGGAGAUCGAGUUCUGGUGGGAGGAUCAAAGAUGGGAGUCAUUCGUUAUAUGGGUGAGACGGACUUUGCUAAGGGUGAGUGGUGUGGGGUGGAGCUGGACGAACCUCUGGGGAAGAACGACGGAGCUGUGGCUGGUACCAGAUACUUCCAGUGUCUCCACAAAUUCGGCCUCUUCGCACCGAUUCACAAAGUGAUCCGCAUCGGUUUCCCCUCCACCAGCCCUGCCAAGGCCAAGAAGAGCAAACGCAUGGCCAUGGGGGUCUCGUCAUUGGCCCACAGCCCCAGCAGCUCCUCCAUCAGUUCAGUCAGCUCGGUGGCCUCCUCGGUGGGUGGACGACCGAGCCGAGCUGGACUGUUGACAGAGACGUCGUCACGCUAUGCCAGGAAGAUCUCCGGCACCACAGCCCUGCAGGAGGCGCUGAAGGAGAAGCAGCAGCACAUUGAGCAACUGCUGGCGGAGAGAGACCUGGAGAGAGCUGAGGUGGCCAAGGCUAACAGCCACAUCUGUGAGGUGGAGAAGGAGCUGACUGUCCUGAAGGCCCAGCACGUACAGUAUGUCACUGAGAAUGAAAACACUCUCCAACAAGUCAAAACCAUGUUGGCCAGUACACAGAAAGACAAACUGGAGCUGGCCAAUCAGCUGGAAGAAGAGAAGAGGAAAGUGGAGGAUCUGCAGUUCAGGGUGGAGGAGGAAUCCAUCACUAAAGGCGAUCUGGAGACUCAGACCAAAAUGGAACACGCCCUCAUUCGUCAGCUCGAGCAGAGUCUGCUCCUCGAAAAGUCGAGGGUGGUGGCGCUGCAGCGAGACUUAGAGAGGAGGAGGCAAACCACGGUCGAGGAGCAGAGCCGCAUCAUGCAGCUGGAGGAGGAGCUGGCCACCAGGAGAGCGGAGAUCAAGAACCUCCGGGCUCAGCUAACAGGGUCUGACACCAGUUCACAGCAGCCCGGUGAUGUUUGCGCGAAUGUCGUCACCGCCCUUGGGUCUGAGGACCUCCAGACGGAGACCCUGCCGCUGCGAGAGCAGCACUUCAAGGAGUGCAGCGAGCUGAAGGAGAGGUACGAGACGGCGUUAGCGGGCAGCCAGCAGGAGAUCGAGUCCCUGAAGGCAACGGCAGAGAAACAAACCCAGGAGAUCAGUGAGCUGAAGCAGAAGGUCCAGCAGGCUAACAAAGAAAACAUGGAGAUGAUGGACACCUGGAAGGCUAAAUUUGACACUUUAGUCACUGACCACCAACGAUCCCUGGAGGGACUGAAAGCCUCGUGGACAGGUGACCACUCUGCAGCUGAAGGCCAAGAGCAGGACACCCAGGAACUAAGAGCUGCUCUGGAGAGCCUGAAGAUGGAGCACCAACUGGAAAUGGAGAACCUUAAGGCCAAACACAAGAUCGAAGCCGCCAUCCUGACCAAGGAGCACGAAGACCUGUGUACCCGCCUCCAGGAAGCCAAAGACCAGCUGGCUGCUGAGGGAAACCAGGUGUUGAAGGCUGAGAUGGAGGCCAAAAAAUGUGGUGACAUCUUUGGUGGUCAGGUGUUGGAGGAGGCAACGGGGAAGCUCCAGAAGGCUGAGCAGAGGCUGGAGGAAAUGGAGAGGCAGCGACAGGAGCUGAGGGAGAGGCUGGAGCUGUCGGAGAAGAAGAUGACAGAUUACCAGGCCCUGCAGAACGCCCAGGAGGAAAGCAGGGAGGAGAUCCAGAAGCUCGAAGAAAAGCUGAGGGUGACGACCAACCAGCUGCAGGCCAUCCAGGCCGACCGCUACACCACCCACGAUGCAAAUGUGAUAGAAGAAAAUGAGAUUUCAGACGAGAAGAUGAAGCUGAAGCAGAACAUUGAAGAAACGACUGAAAAGUUGUUGAAAAGAGAAAAAGAAGUCUCUACUCUCACCUCACAGGUGGAGGCUCUCAAAUCACAGAUCACAGCUAUGGAGUGUAAAGUCAGAGCCGGGGAGAAAAAAGCCGAAGCUCUGUACAAGGACAAAAAACGGGUGGAGGCAGAGCUGGAGACCAUGACCAAGAAGUCCCAUGAUGCCUCUGGUCAGCUGGUGAGCAUCAGCCAGGAGCUGCUGAAGAAAGAAAGGAGCCUGAAUGAACUGAGGGUUUUGCUCCUUGAUUCACACCGACAUUCCCGGGACAUGGAGAAGGACCUGAACAGGGAAAUCCACAAGGCCGAGUGGAAGGUCAAAGAGCAGAAACUCCAGGACGACAUCAAAACGCUGCGGGAAAAACUCCUCCUACUGGGUCAGGAACAUUCCUCGCCUGACCAUCGACGUUACUCCAUGCUGGAACCCUCGGCACAGGAGUCCGAGGUGAGCCGUCUGCGCCAGCGGCUGCACAGCACCGAGGAUGCCCUGAGGAACGCGCUGGAACACAACCAGCAGGUGGACCAGCUGGUCCAGGCCAUGCGCAAGCGUCCGGACAAAAGCCCGGUGCAUGGUUCAAAUUCAGCCAAUGGGAUUCAUCAUCAGGAGUCCAGAAACCCUCAAGAUGAACAACACUGAUCUGAGCAAAGCAGCACGACGUAACAACAAAACAAAAAAAGACGUUUCUCCUGAUCUUCUGCUGCGACACAGAGAGCAACAUUUCAGUUCACACUCGGAACCAAAACAGAAAAAUCUGAAUUUGAAAGUGUCGUUGCAGGAAGCAUCUAAUAGCCAAUCACGUUAAAGUUGUAAAAACAUGUUGAAGUAGAUGGACGUGAACAUGACACAUGGUACACAGUGGUACAAACUGUUGGGAACGACAGAUGAAACAGAUGAAACCUGUGAGGCUUCACAGUCAAUGGAACCGUUUGACAAUUCAGAAUCUGGAUCAUCCGUGGAGAACCACACCAAGAACUGGGUCUCAGUUGCUUUGUUUCUUUUAUUUAUUACUUUUAAUUUUUUUAUUGCUCCUCUGCCUCGGUGAUGUUAAUACAAAUAAUAAUCAAACGUGCUGCAGCUGAGAGGUUUCCUUCAGCAGCACUAGGGAGGGAUUAUGCUGACAUCACGCGUCACCUGACCAGAGGCCCAACAUCCUAACUCAUCACGGUGUUCACAUCUUUGCUUUCGCGUAGCAGUAUGUUGACAGAGUGAUAACAGUGAAGUAUUUUCUCGUUCAUUCACAUCUAAUUGACUUUAUUCCACCUUAAACCUUAUCAGUGAAAAUGUGCCGGUGAUGUUUACUGUGGAUUAUGCAUUAAAUGUUCAAGGUCCAGUGUGUAGGUUGCACCAACUUUUUGGUCAGAAACUGAAACUCAAACCCACAAGUUUGUUUUUGUAGCUGUAUCAUUGUGUUACAACAGUGUUUGUUUGGUUAACAGAGGGCUACACCAGCAGCUUCCUCAGCAGCUGGAAUGGACAGAAAACCCCUUAAAAAUAAACAGCAGUAAACAUUAAGAUGAGUCACAAUUCAGGAGCCAAUGACAGGGCUCUGCAACCAUCAGCACCAAAAGAGCAAUUUUUAACAGUCCAUAAGCCACCACAAAAACAUUUUAAUGACCAUGGUAGUGCUGUACUACCACUACUGCAGUAAUGCUACAGGUUACGCAGAAGUACAGAAAGAAACCUUUUAUUUUUGUACCACAGAAAAGCCUCAGUAAAAGCCCAAGAUACAAAUCUGUACAAGCAGGCAGGUCUGACACACUCACUGUUCUGUUACUUUGCUGUUCAUUAAGCAAAGUAUUAAUUUAUUGUGACGUGGAAAAUGUAUUGCAUUGUUGUUGAAACAUAUGAUGUAGUCAUAAUCAGACGUUGCAUAUCCAGCAGCUCACGCUAAAUAGUUCACGACCCUGCAGUAGGUAUCACUUCAAUGUGAUUGGCAUUCUGAUUUCCUCAAACUGGACUAAAUAUGACUGGAUUUGUAGGUGACGUGUGGAUCUUGUUCAAUGUCCUCCGGACCAAAGAAAAGUACUGAAAUGGCCUGGACAUUCUUACACACUGGACCUUUAAGUGAAUGUACAGUAUGACAUGGUUGAACGUUUGAUGUCCGUGUCCUUAGACUUUUGUCGACCCAAGGGCUGUCAUCGGAGCUAAAGACCCAAACGAUUCUUUUUUCUUUUUUUUUUAAUUGUUCCACUCUGCCUUGAUGACCCGGGCAUUAAGUUUCCCCAUCAAAGUGUUAUUAGCAUCCACACAGAUUUAUUGUUUGUCUUCCAGCUGACCCUGCAUCAAUUUGUUGACUGAACAAGGAGAUUUUGUUAUUGGCUGGUUUUUGUUGCUUUGCAGGAGACUUGACACAGGAGGUGAGUGGUGGAGAAGUCACUCAGGGGUCCUGAGUGACAUAUUAACGUGGCAGACGUCGGACAGCUCAGAUAAAACCUGUAUUUUCCAUCGGAUCUUGUAUUGUACAUGGCCUUUUUAGCUGGAGGGCUCAAACCCUUCAGAUUAUUGCUGCAGUGGUUUUUCGGAGAUUCAUUCAUUAAAUAUUAACGACCUGGGGCGA
This is a messenger RNA of Cynoglossus semilaevis (tongue sole), 6325 nucleotides long. RefSeq names its product CAP-GLY domain containing linker protein 2 (gene clip2). Gene Ontology annotation, cellular component: microtubule plus-end; cell cortex; nucleus. Gene Ontology annotation, molecular function: microtubule plus-end binding. Gene Ontology annotation, biological process: cytoplasmic microtubule organization. The record is from RefSeq and is a predicted model, not a curated record. Lineage: Eukaryota; Metazoa; Chordata; Actinopteri; Pleuronectiformes; Cynoglossidae. The coding region runs from base 1312 to 4404 and encodes 1030 amino acids. The transcript is spliced from 20 exons.